Molecule: messenger RNA, 543 nt
Organism: Gastrolobium bilobum
Lineage: Eukaryota; Viridiplantae; Streptophyta; Magnoliopsida; Fabales; Fabaceae
Exons: 1
Coding region: 1-543 (180 amino acids)
Molecular function (GO): nucleic acid binding
Source: RefSeq, a predicted model, not a curated record
AUGACCGACUUUAAGAUUACACACCGGUUUGCAUCAGUGGAGCACCCUCAGACAAAUGGACAAGCUGAAUCAGCUAACAAGGUGAUCAUCAACGGGCUAAAGAAAAGGUUGUUCGAUGCCAAAGGAAUUUGGGUGCAACAACUACACCUCGUCUUGUGGGGUUACAGAACAAGUGACCAAUCUGCCACAGAGGAAACUCCUUUCAAACUGACAUACGGGUGUGAAGCUAUGAUUCCAGUAGAGAUCGGAGAACCGUCCUGGAGAAGGGUACAAAGAUUACAGGGAAUUGAGGAACAGAACAGUGAAGCUCUUGAUGUAGAGCUCGACCUACUAGAUGAAAGCAGGGAGAACGCUAGAUAUAAGAAUAGGAUGGCAAAACGUCUGGUAACGACAAGGUUCAACAAGAAGGUCAAACCUCGGUCAUUCCAAAGCGGUGACCUAGUGCUAAGAAGAGCAGACAUUGGCAAUAAGAACGCCAGAGAUGGAAAGCUCGCAGCAAACUGGGAAGGCUCUUACAAAGUUAAGGAAAACUUGGGAAGAUGA